AUGGCGGUCCUGUUCUCCGAGACUUUAAUGUGGGGCUUGGCCGUGCGCCUAUUCUCUGUUCGUCAACUGGCCGAUCGGGAUCCCACUGUACUUCUCUCAUUACCUCGUUUGGCUAUCCUCGUUGGCACACGUAUUCUCCCCGAUUCACCGAUCGGAGCGCAUCGGUUGGCGGCCGGUCGACGACUGCCUUUCAUGUGCGCCAAUUCUCGUACGGAUUUAGCCUAUCUGGCUCGACAACUAUAUGCAUUGCGCCUCGAUCAAUUAUUUCGCCUGGCUCGUUGGCUCGGUCCCCGCGGUUUGCCCAAUCUCAAUCGAUCCCGUUCAACCGAAGCCAGCAGACCGGGCACAUAUUUGGCCGCCGGUCCCGUGGAUAUGAGAGCACUCAGCCCAUCACCGACCACCUUGCACGCGGGUUUGCAAUCUAGCUGGUGUGGUUCACUCAGUCCACCCUUAUCCCGUCGCACAUGGAAGGCCAAUGUGGCUGGUCUGCACAGGAUCUACAAGACGAUCGCCACAGUUGCCGAUCGUUUCACCAGUGACUUCCCCACGGAACUACGGUUCAUCCUGCAGGUCGGUUGUCUUUUCGACUGUGUUGAUAUCUGUUAG
Molecule: messenger RNA, 606 nt
Organism: Echinostoma caproni
Lineage: Eukaryota; Metazoa; Platyhelminthes; Trematoda; Plagiorchiida; Echinostomatidae
Source: the annotation of a GenBank genome assembly